ACGUGUCUCUAUAUUCUGAGACAAGAGAAAAGACAGUAUUUACGCGUCCAAACGCCGCUUUUGAUGGCAUAGAAACAGACGCGACGCUUUCGACAAGACUGCAUUAAAAUUACUGGAAGAAUAUUUCUGCAUUUUUUACGAUUACUAUGAAACCUCGGUACGUUACUAUCAAUGAAAAGAGCGACCUGUGGAUAUUUGGAUAUGGCUCUUUAGUGUGGAAACCUGAUUUUGCAUAUAAGAGGAGCAAAGUUGGCUGCAUUAAAGGAUACAAAAGGCGUUUCUGGCAUGGAGAUGAUUUUUAUCGAGGGGACAAGGAAAAUCCAGGCAGAGUGGCCACACUAGUGGAGGAUCAGGAGGCUUGCACAUGGGGAGUGGCCUAUGAGGUGACUGACUCCCAGAUUGAAGAGUCCCUUCAGUACCUUAACAUGAGAGAGGUUGUGCUAGGGGGUUACAUAACAGAGAUGGUGGAGUUUAUCCCUAAGGAGAAGAGUCAGGGUGCUCUGUUGGCCCUUGUCUACAUCGCUACUUCCGACAACCCCAUCUACCUCGGCCCGGCCUCUGACAAGGAGAUCGCCGCCCAGAUUGCCAUCUGUAGAGGCAACGCGGGCCACAAUAUUGAAUACCUGGUCCGCCUGGCAGAGUUCAUGAGGCUCUACUGUCCCGAAGUAUGGGACGAGCACCUCUUCUCUAUUGAGGCAGCUGUUCUGAACAUUUUCCACCGUUGCGAAGGAAUCAAACCCCCAGACCAGAAGUCCCUUCUGCUGGGAGGUUCAUAAAAGACUACAUAAGGCACUCCACAUCAUAAGAAUGUCAGUGUUUUUAUUUAAGGUGAAAGGGAAAGGAAGUUCUGCAACCCAUGUUUAAGGAUAUUGGGUGCUUGAAAGAUGACUACCUGAA
Messenger RNA from Etheostoma cragini (Arkansas darter), 897 nucleotides. RefSeq names its product glutathione-specific gamma-glutamylcyclotransferase 1-like. The record is from RefSeq and is a predicted model, not a curated record. Gene Ontology annotation, molecular function: gamma-glutamylcyclotransferase activity; glutathione specific gamma-glutamylcyclotransferase activity. The transcript is spliced from 3 exons. Gene Ontology annotation, cellular component: cytoplasm. Bases 147 to 776 code for a protein of 209 amino acids. NCBI's taxonomy places the organism in Eukaryota, Metazoa, Chordata, Actinopteri, Perciformes, Percidae. Gene Ontology annotation, biological process: glutathione catabolic process.